Messenger RNA from Trypanosoma grayi, 490 nucleotides. RefSeq lists its product as hypothetical. The transcript has a single exon. NCBI's taxonomy places the organism in Eukaryota, Euglenozoa, Kinetoplastea, Trypanosomatida, Trypanosomatidae. The record is from RefSeq and is a predicted model, not a curated record. The annotation marks the transcript as partial.
GUUUGGGGUCGUGCGCUGGCGUUUCUGCGCCGACUCUCAUUCUUCAAGUGCCGUCAUUUCGGUGCCAAAAGCGGAUCACAUUUUUUCCAAUGUGGCGCGCAAAAAACUAUGUACUGCACUGCAUGACGAGCGCUGUAGAGGAGUGCCCCAGCGCCUCCCAAAUCAUCGCCCUGUUCGUACCAUGAGAGCCCCGUGCACGAGUGUGAAGACGACACCCGCGUCGAGGCCCAAGUGCAGGACAUCCUUCAGGCGAACUUCUAAAAGCAAAGGGUGUAGAACCGUUUUGUUGUGCAAAUGCAAUGAACGCCCUGGUGGCGGCAAAACAAAACCACUUCAGCGGAGGAGGCACGCGGCAUUAGACAACGUGUCAGCUGACUCGCUUAUGAAACACAUUUUCAAAACACCCACACUUUGCGAUAACAUUAAUAAUGAAAGGGAAUUGGGAAGUGAAUCUACCACCUCCUCCUUUUUUCUUCUCUCUUUGCCGUAG